This is a messenger RNA of Branchiostoma belcheri (Belcher's lancelet), 2291 nucleotides long. RefSeq lists its product as uncharacterized. The transcript is spliced from 17 exons. NCBI's taxonomy places the organism in Eukaryota, Metazoa, Chordata, Leptocardii, Amphioxiformes, Branchiostomatidae. Bases 123 to 2291 code for a protein of 722 amino acids. Gene Ontology annotation, biological process: ganglioside biosynthetic process. The record is from RefSeq and is a predicted model, not a curated record. Gene Ontology annotation, molecular function: alpha-N-acetylgalactosaminide alpha-2,6-sialyltransferase activity.
CACAGUGGUUGUACAUCACGAUUAGCACAGCAACACUAGGCUACAAACUACCGUUGACCCGGUGACCUCGCGUCGCUGUGACGUCAUGAGAGCCAGCUGACCUGGAAACAGCAGCAGACGCGAUGCGAAGAACUAAGGUGAGCUUCUUACUAGGGUUGAUGACGUCAGUGUUCCUGUGCGGAUUCACGUACGUCAUUUUGCGGACAGACAGGCUGGUCAUCAGACGGGAUUCCGGAUGGUUGCUGCACAGAUGCCAGCUGUCCCUUACCGGGGCCCCAGGAUGGACCCUUGGCGGAAACGCAUGCCGACAUCUCAACAGUACGCAACUUUCCGGAAAUUCAACAGAAUCACUACAAAAUGCUACAACAAAAGUGUCAGAACUGCUACAAAACGCCACAGUUAAACCUGACCCGCUGAGCGAUCCCAAACCGGCGGUGGAGCCCCCUGCGCCCUUUGACCGGGUCAACCCCCUGAGAGGUUACGUCGGAGUACCAAACGGGUCAGAGCAACUGAGCAUGCGCUGUCGUGUUUGCGCCGUGGUAUCCAAUUCUGGCCACCUUCUGAACUACAAGGCUGGGAACGAGAUCGACAGUGCUGAUUGCGUCAUCAGGAUGAACGACGCUCCUGUGCUGGGGUUCGAACAGCAUGUCGGGAGCCGGACGAGCCUGCGCGUGUUGUGUUUCCAGUCGGUGUACGUGGUUCCCGCCAUGUCCGAGCUGUACCGGCAGGCGGGCAGGUCCACGCUGCUGGGCUGGGGCCCGCUGGCUCACAUGGACACGCGCAGCGGCCCCGCGUUGUACGUGGUCCCCGCCGUGUCCGAGCUGUACCGGCAGGCUGGCAGGUCCACGCUGCUGGGCUGGGGCCCACAGGCUGACAUGGACACGCGCAGCGGCCCCGCGUUAGCGGCUUCCGGCACGUGGCUCAGCACUGGUUGGUUCACCAUGCUAGUUGCCAUGGAGAUGUGUGACGUCAUCAAAGUGUACGGACUGAGCAGCGAGGACUAUUGCAAGUCUCACCCUAACGACACGACUCGGUACCACUACUAUGAGAGCGUCCUGAAGUGGCUGGGACCUCAGACUAAGGAGUGCGACUUUUACCGGAGGAACCAGAGAAUUGCGAACGGCGCGCACCGCUACUUCACGGAGAAGUCCAUUUUCUCGCGCUGGGCGCCUAUUCAUAACAUCACGUUUCUCUACCCGGCUUGGAGUCCAUCCUCCAGUUUGACCUGGAACCUCGGAUGGGAAAGUCAUAGUGACGUCACGCACAUAACAACACGUCAUAAGGUUCUAAACAUUCACGGUAAACCAAGACACACGGAGAACAUGUACUUUUCCAAGGAACGAAGAUUUGGAAUAUCAAUGUCACUGUCAAGGGUCCCGCGGCGCGUGUGGCUCGUCGCGUCCCUGUCCGGCCUCGGCUUGAUCCUGCUCGUGGCGGACAGAAGCAGCGUUUUUCGCAGCAGGACUGUUCCAAUGACCUUUCCCCCGCCAAACCUAAUGGAAAGACAGAAAGACGCGAGCAAAUUUACAAAGAUUCCGUUUUCCGGUCCGGAUUUUCCGGAUUCUCCCGGUCACGUAGGCAAACCGGAACCUACCUCACACAUACAUCCGGAAACUCCGUUUCCUGUACCGGAUCACUCACAUCCUGUGAAACUUGAUACUGCGCUCCGGAAUAUGACGGAGAAUCCGUCUUCCCACAAGCAGCAAUCCGGACCGGUGGCCUUUGAUCUUGCCGACCCGCUCAGAGGAUAUGUCGGAGUGCCAGACGACUCAAAGCAACUGGAUCUUCAUUGUGGUGUCUGUGCCCUGGUGUCGAGUUCGGGGCAGCUGCUGUACUACAAGGCUGGGAACGAGAUCGAACAGGCCGAUUGCGUCAUCAGGAUGAACGAGGCUCCCGCUAUCGGGUUCGAAGAGCAUGUCGAGAGAAAAACCACCCUGCGCGUCAUGUGUUUCAAGUCUAUCUACCUGGUCCCCGACAAAACUACUCUGUUUUCCUACGCGGGAAACUCCACGUUGCUGGGUUGGGGGCCUCCACGCGACAUGGACACAGCGAAAGGAAAGGCCUACCGGAAACUGGAGAGAUUACAAGCCAGCUACCCUGAGCUGGAGGUUUACAAACUGACGGAAGACAGGAUUCAGUACGCCGACAGGGUGUUUGAGACGGAGACCGGACUUCCAAGGAAAAAAUCCGGGGCCUGGCUGAGCACGGGUUGGUUCACCAUGCUGGUUGCCAUGGAUAUAUGUGACGUCAUCAAAGUGUACGGCAUGAUCAGUGAGGACUACUGCAGGUAA